Molecule: messenger RNA, 441 nt
Organism: Colletotrichum lupini
Lineage: Eukaryota; Fungi; Ascomycota; Sordariomycetes; Glomerellales; Glomerellaceae
Exons: 2
Coding region: 1-441 (146 amino acids)
Source: RefSeq, a predicted model, not a curated record
AUGCACGCAAGCCUCAAGGUGCGCGUCAUGAGCCACAAACGCCACACAUCGGAAGCUGCAUCAUGGGACAAUAGUGACGACUCAGCCACAGAUGCGUUCCAGGGUCUGCCUGUCUUGUCCAUGUCGAGGCCCCCAACAACUCAAGAAGUCAAGGUUGAUGCUAUUCUUUUCUCCAGCGGACAUCGUCUGUCUCACCAAUGGAAACCCAAGGCCCUCGUGACUUAUGACGCAAGGGGCCCGGUCAUGCCCGGCGGCAAAGAGGGCCAAGCCGGUUCGGCAGCUCCCAGGGCUAGGGAGGAGACGCGGCCUGUCUCCGCUCUGCAACGGGGAACUCAACGUGGGCGGCGAAAAGACGUCAAAUCCUCGAUAUCGCCCUUGCUCCGAGCUCGUAGGGCUGGGCAAGACCGGCAGGCUUGCGGCAAGGCUAGCUGUGGCUGGUAA